This is a messenger RNA of Entrophospora candida, 1404 nucleotides long. The record is from the annotation of a GenBank genome assembly. NCBI's taxonomy places the organism in Eukaryota, Fungi, Glomeromycota, Glomeromycetes, Entrophosporales, Entrophosporaceae.
AUGUCAUCAGUAAGAAAAAUUUGUUGUCUUGGUGCCGGUUAUGUUGGUGGACCUACCUGUGCAGUCAUCGCAUACAAAUGUCCAGAUAUCCAAGUGACUAUUGUUGAUUUGAAUCCUGCUCGUAUAGCAGCUUGGAACUCUGAUAAUUUACCAAUUUAUGAACCAGGUCUUGAUGACAUUGUAUUUGCAUGCCGUAAUAAAAAUUUAUUUUUUACAACUGAUGUGGAAAAAGCUGUCAUAGAAGCGGAUUUGAUUUUUGUUUCAGUAAAUACUCCGACAAAAAAAAGUGGCAUGGGCGCUGGUUAUGCUGCUGACCUUGCUUAUGUUGAAUCAGCUACAAGACAGAUUGCAGAUGUGGCAAGAAGUUCAAAAAUUGUAGUUGAAAAAUCAACUGUGCCAUGUCGUACAGCAGAGAGUAUGAGAACAAUUUUAGAAGCAAACUCCAGGGACGGUAUUCACUUUGACAUACUAUCAAAUCCUGAAUUUCUUGCUGAAGGCACUGCAGUUAAUGAUUUAUUAAAUCCUGAUCGUGUUUUAAUUGGUGGCUUACAAACGAUUGAAGGAAUGAAAGCUCAACAGGCUUUAGUAGAAGUAUAUGCUCAUUGGGUUCCUACUGAACGCAUCAUUACUACUAAUUUAUGGUCAUCUGAACUUUCAAAAUUGGCAACAAAUGCUUUGUUAGCUCAACGUAUAUCAUCAAUCAAUGCAUUGUCUGCAAUUUGUGAAGCAACAGGUGCUGAUAUUGAUGAGGUGGCGUAUGCUUGUGGAAAAGAUGCACGUAUUGGACCAAAAUUUUUAAAGGCAUCAGUUGGAUUUGGUGGAAGCUGUUUCCAGAAGGAUAUAUUGAAUCUGGUUUAUCUUUCUCAACAACUUAACCUUCCUGAAGUUGGAGCCUAUUGGAAAAGUGUUGUAGAUCUAAAUGAAUAUCAGAAAAACCGUUUUAUUUCACGUAUUAUCAAAACGUUGUUCAACACCAUCACCUACAAAAAAAUUGCAUUACUUGGUUUUGCAUUUAAAAAAGAUACCGGUGAUACCAGAGAAUCUGCCGCAAUCACUUUAUGUAAAGCUUUUAUUCAAGAAAAAGCUAAAGUUCAUAUUUAUGAUCCAAAAGUUAGCGAAGAACAAAUUCAUCUUGAUUUGACUGAACCUGGUGUUGUUGACAAUACUGACGAAGUAAAGAAAUCCAUCUCUAUUAGCAAAACAGCUUAUGAAGCAUCUGAAGAUGCUGAUGCCAUAGUUAUUACAACUGAAUGGGACGAAUUUAAGACAUUGGAUUAUGAAAGAAUUUAUUCAAAAAUGCAUAAACCAGCUUUUAUUUUUGACGGUCGUCUCAUUCUUGAUUCUGAGAAAUUACAAUCUAUUGGUUUUAAAGUAUUCACCAUUGGUAAAGCUAAUAAUAGUUAG